Musca domestica (house fly) is the source of this 2031-nucleotide messenger RNA. RefSeq lists its product as uncharacterized. The coding region runs from base 166 to 1680 and encodes 504 amino acids. The record is from RefSeq and is a predicted model, not a curated record. The transcript is spliced from 5 exons. NCBI's taxonomy places the organism in Eukaryota, Metazoa, Arthropoda, Insecta, Diptera, Muscidae.
GCCAAUUCAACGAAGUUUUUCUAACAUUUUUUUCUGUGCAAUCAUUUUAAAUAAUUAUUGCGCAUUUGUUACCUUUGUUAUUGCUAAUUAGUUAUACAAAUAAGAGCGCUUAAUUUGUUGGACAUUUUUUACGAAGAAAAACUUCAAAAUAAUUAUCUGCUCAAAAUGGGAAACUCAACGUCAAACAGUAAUGAUGGUGGUGAAGUGCCCGAAGGUGGAGCUAACAAUAACAAGAAAAGUGGGCAUUCUUUAGCAGUUAAUGCUGCUCUCAAGGUCGAAAAUACAAUGAGCCGUUCAGCUUCUGGAGCAGAUGUAACCGAGAAAUAUUUUACACAAUUGGUUCCCAUUGAAAAGCUAUCCGAAAUUCUUAAAGAAAAAUCUUUAAAACAAGGUGUACAUGGAAUCACAUCGGAAGUGUUUGUGUCGCAGGUUUUUCCGCAGUAUACAGAUCUUGGGCAACGUCUAUUCAAAUUUAUGCAUGUGACGUCUAGAGCAACAACUAGUUACUUGGGCACUGUAGCCUUCCGCCAACAGUGUGAGCGAUUCUUAGGAAUAAUGGACGAUGCAAAGAUAUUGGAAUGCUACAUAAGAAUGUAUGCACAAGCAGAAAAUCCCGACUUCGUAGACCGAGAAGGAGUUACUCGAUUGCUCCAUAUAUGUUACACAAUCGCUAUGCAGCACUCCGGUAAUUCCUUACUAUGUCCUUCGAUUAAUCGAACCUUCAGUUCUGUGACGAAAUCAAUUUUUUUCAGUCACGAUACUUUAAGCGUUGGCUUUGUUUGUCGCUGGUUUGAACAGAAUUUAAUACGUUUAGUACUUUUGGUACAUAAGUAUUGUGUUCACACUCUUUCAACCGCAUAUCGUGGCCUUGAACAGGAUGGACAGUCAUGCGGUAUAGAACUACAGACACCAGUUUUGGAACAACGUAAUCCAUUUUCCGAUAAAAGUCAAAAUGUUCAGUCCGGAGAUUCCGUUGACGCCUCUUCCUCCCUAAUGCCAUUAUCGCAAGCCUGGUUAUUAGCUGGUGGAUUGCCGCCAUUAUACUCUAAGCCACAAAAAGUAACAUCACCAAGUGCCAAUAAGGCCUCGGCAGCACAAAUAUUUAUAGAAAAAUUGUCUAUGAUGCCUUCCCAUUGGACGUUAUUGUACGAUUCAAAUGAACAUGGUUUGGGUGCUAAUAGGUUUCUACAUCACGUCCUUGGUUAUCGAGGACCAACAUUGAUAUUAAUUCACACAAAAGAUGAUCAAACAUAUUUGAUCGCCUCGCCAAAUGAAUGGAAGGAGACACACCUUUAUACAGGUGGUGACGGUUGUUGUGUUUUACAACUAUGGCCGAAAUUUGUGAUAUUGGAAAAGAAACCUAACAUUCUCUACCUAAAUACAUCUAUUAGAGGAUAUCCGAAAGGUUUACGAGCCGGUGCAGAUCCUAGAAAGCCAAUAAUAGCGGUAGACGAACAUUUUGAAAACGUCGAUUGCAAAGGAAUUGCUGCCGUUUUACUUUCAGUUGAGGUAUGGGGUUGUGGAGAUAAAACAUCACGUGAAGUACAAUUAGAUAUCAAGAAAUGGCAAAUUAAAGAAGCCGAACGACAACGCACUGUUAAACUCACCGCAGCAGAUUGGAUGGAUCAUCCGGAUCGUUUUCUUUUAGAAUUGGGUGGACGACAGAACUACAACAAUUGAGUACAAAUUUGUCAUCAAAUCUGGUUGGAUCAUUGGAAGAAUUCCGAAAAUAUCGUGCCUUCAAUAGUUGUUUCAUAGAGAAAAGACUUCGUAUUAUUUGAACAGCACUAUUUUGCUUAAUUUAUUAUUCGAGCAUAUCUAAUAUAGCAUCCCGUUAAUGUUUUGAUUUAUUUAGUUAUUUGGUUGUAUAUUUUUGUUAUGUUGUUUUGAAUGUGCUUCGUCAGUCUUUUUACAAAAUAUGACCAAGAAAAAAAAUGUACUUAAUUAAAUUGUGCUCGUUUAGUGAAAUAAAAUAAUUAAGGACAAAAACGAAAGAAAAAUAAAGUAUUAUUUUUAAAAUUAAAACAAAAA